This is a messenger RNA of Ctenopharyngodon idella (grass carp), 4945 nucleotides long. RefSeq names its product caspase recruitment domain family, member 11 (gene card11). Gene Ontology annotation, biological process: regulation of apoptotic process. Gene Ontology annotation, molecular function: protein binding. The coding region runs from base 182 to 3595 and encodes 1137 amino acids. The transcript is spliced from 24 exons. NCBI's taxonomy places the organism in Eukaryota, Metazoa, Chordata, Actinopteri, Cypriniformes, Xenocyprididae. The record is from RefSeq and is a predicted model, not a curated record.
CUCGUCACACUAACGCUUUGAAUGACAGCUACUGUGAGGCUGCAGGUGAAAUUAUCCAGUUUAUCUUGUGAGUUGUUGCGACAGAGUUCAGCUGUUUGAAACACUGGCGUCUUCAAGUAACUAGAAUGGACCGGUUGAAUUAGACCCCGAGAAGCAAUCUUCAACAGGGGCCUCUGCAGGAAUGGAGAACGGAAGCUUAAUGAAUUUGAUGGACUAUGGGGAGUCACUGUGGGAGAAUGCAGAGAAGAACCGGUACAUCUUGUGCCGUUUCAUCAACCCCAACAAGCUAACCUCAUAUCUGCGGCAAUGCAAGGUCAUCGACGAACAAGACGAAGACGAGGUGCUCAACUCGCGUCUGCUAGAGUCCAAAGUCAACCGAGCAGGUCGGUUGUUGGAUAUCCUGCAUACGAAGGGAGAACGAGGUUAUGUGGUUUUUUUAGAGAGUCUGGAGUUGUACUACCCUGACCUCUACAAACUCGUCACGGGGAAGGAGCCCACUCGCAGAUGUUCUACUAUAGUCGUGGAAGAGGGCCAGGAAGGACUCAUCCAAUUUUUAAUGAAUGAAGUCAUAAAGCUGCAGCAGCAGUCCAAGGCCAAAGACGUGCAGCGGGUGGAUAUCAUGACCAAAUGCCGCACGCUAGAGGACGAUACCAAGAAGCUGCGGCUGGCCAACCGGGAGCUGCUGACUUUCCAGGAGCGCUACAAUAAGAUGAAAGAAGAGCGCAAUAACUAUAAUGAUGAACUUAUUAAGGUGAAGGAUGACAACUAUCAGCUGGCCAUGCGGUACGCUCAGCUCAGCGAGGAGAAGAAUAUGGCCGUGAUGAGGAGCCGAGACCUUCAGCUAGAGAUUGACCAACUAAAGCACAAGUUGAACAAGGUGGAGGAGGAGUGCAAAAUGGAGAGGAGGCAAUCUCUGAAACUGAAGAAUGACAUUGAGAACCGGCCUCGGAAAGAACAGAUAUUUGAGCUGGAGCGAGAGAAUGAGGUCUUGAAGAUCAAACUCCAGGAGCUGCAGUCCAUCAUACAGCCUGGGCCUCUACCUGAUUCAGACAAGGCCAUCUUGGAUAUCCUGGAGCAUGACCGACAGGAGGCUCUGGAGGAUCGUCAGGAGUUAGUCAACAGACUAUAUAACCUGCACGAAGAGGUCCGACAGGCUGAGGAGCUUCGGGACAAGUACCUGGAAGAGAAGGAGGACCUUGAAUUGAAGUGCUCCACGUUGGUGAAGGACUGCGAAAUGUACAAGAACCGCAUGAAUACAAUCAUGGUGCAACUGGAGGAGUUGGAACGUGAGCGGGACCAGGCUUUCAAGUCAAGAGAUGAUGCCCAAUACCUUGUGUCUCAAUGCCUGAUUGACAAAGAUAAGUAUCGCAAGCAAAUACGGGAGUUGGAAGAGAAGAGCGACGAACUUCAAAUUGAAAUUGUACGCAAAGAAGCCAAGAUAGUCAACCUGGAGUGCAAAUUGAGACGGAUGGCCAAGGAAAAUGGUUUGGAUCAGAGUCUGCCACGAGACAUUACUCCACUAAUUAUAGCUCAGCACUUUGGGCAACCCGAUGCAAAUACAGGCGGUCCUUCAGAGGACUCCGGAGAAGAAGCUGUUGAUGAGCAGGAGUUUAAGCUCCAACGCAGAUGUAACCUCAAAGGCAGAAUUAACAGACCAAAAUCCCCAGCAGCUGGACCCAAAAGUCCUCAAUUCCCAGCCGUGCCUUUCACCAAUGGAGAUCUGUCAGAACCUGCAGCCACUGACAACACAGGUCUUACCGGUGCCAGUGUAAUGAUUUCUCCUGCAGAGAUCUUCAGUAAACAUCUGCGUUGCCGUAAUGACAGUAUCUUGUCCACUGCGCCAGAGCCUCCGGGCCCUCAAUCCAUCGUCAGGAGAACCAAAGAGAACCCAAACUCUCAAUACAAGUGUGUUCCCUUAUCAGACACUGGAGAUACUGACAGUGGAGACAAUGCCGAUAUGGAUGACCAUGACUUAGACAUGUCGUCCUACGGGCCUUCAUCCAUCCACUCAUCUUCGUCUUCCCACCAGUCUGAGACAAUGGACACAUAUGAUCUGGAGCAAGUCAAUAACAUCUUUAGGAAAUUCUCUUUGGAGAGACCGUUUCGUCCGUCAUUGACCUCAGGCCCUCAGCGAAACUCGUUGCGGCCGGUGCAGAGCCUUUCUCUCUCUGGAGAAAACCUUCUGUCGGAAAUCACUCUGAUUGGUGGAAAUGAUAGUGGCAUCUUCGUGUCCUCUGUUCAGUCUGGCUCUGAUGCAGAUCAGGCCGGAGUUAAAGUCGGACACCAACUUUUAAUGCUGGAGGGCAGUGUCCGUGGAGAAGCCCAGAAUGUGGCUUUGGACACCUGUACCAAGGAGGAAGCACACUGGACCCUGCAGAGAUGCUCCGGACAGGUGCAUCUCCAUUACAAGUUAAACCAUGAUGGCUACAGGCGGCUGCUGAAGGAUAUUGAAGAUGGCACAGUGGUAUCCGGAGACUCCUUCUACAUACGUCUCAAUCUGAACAUCUCCAGCCAGUUGGACAACUGCUCACUGAACGUACGAUGUGACGAGGUUCUCCAUGUUCUGGACACCAUGCACCAGGGCAAAUGCGAGUGGCUGUGCGCCCGUGUGGACGCUUUCACCGACAAGGACCUAGAGAAAGGCACCAUACCGAGCUACUCCAGGGCCCAGCAGCUCCUCUUGGUGAAGAUUCAGAAGCUGAUGUGUCGAGGAGGUCGAGAGGAAGUCGAAACUCUGCGAGGGCUCCGGAACACCUUACAACCUGAGGAACCAGCACCUUCUCCAGACCCCAAGUCUAGUCCACGUCUGUCGAGAGCCAGUGUCUUCAUCUUUCAGUUAUUACAGUUUGUCAGCAGGGUGGAUAACAAGUACAAGAGGAUGAACAGCAGUGAGCGUGUCCGCAUUGUCAAUGGAGGAAAUCCAUCAUCAGUUUCCAGACCAGGUUUUGAAACCCUGAGGCCUGAGGACACAUCUGACCCAGAGAGUGACUUAAACAAGAGCUUGAAUCUGAUCCCGUACAGUCUAGUGACCCCACACCAAUGCCAGCGCAAAAGACCCGUCCUCUUCACCCCCAACAUCCUAGCUAAGACCAUCGUCCAGAAGUUCCUUAAUCUCGGAGGUGCUAUGGAGUUCAAUAUCUGUAAACCAGACAUUGUGACAAAAGAUGAAUUCCUCAUGAAACAGAAGAUAGAGCCCAUCAUUUAUUCCAAAGAAAAGCAGGCAGGCACAUACGAAUGCAUCACCCCAGAAAAUAUCGAAGCGGUUGCCUUCAAGAAUAAGCACUGUCUUCUUGAAGCUGAUCUGAGCUGUGUCAAAGACCUUUUGAGGAGAGAGAUCUACCCCAUUGUGAUCUUCAUCAAAAUCUGUGAGAGGAACAUCAAAAAACUAAGAAGGCUUCCUCUGAAGGUGGACUCUGAGGAGGAGUUCUUGAAGAUGUGUCGCUUUAAGGAGAAGGAGCUGGAGACGUUGCCGUGCUUGUACGCAGGCGUGGAGCCUGACUCUUGGGGUGGGGUGGAGGAUCUUGUCAAGAUCAUCAAGGACAAGAUUUUUGAGGAGCAGAAGAAAACGGUCUGGGUGGAGCAGGACUUGCUAUAACCUGAUCACGGAAGCUAGUUAGGCUUACGGCGUUUCUGCGUAUCAAAACUGUCUGUUUGCAGCUUGGGUGGAAUGUGUGCAUGCAGCACAGGCGUGUGAACAGGAAGUGACUUUGUCGAAGGCCACAGCAUGCUGAGGUGUGUUUCUCUCUGCUGUCAAAAAAAAAAAAAAAAAAAAAACACAAAACACACACGGACAAGGAACGGUACCAUGUGAUGCACCUGAGAUUCAUAUAGUAAGCAGAGGAAAUGUUCUGAGCUUCUUAUCUAUUAUUCUCCUGAAGCGAAGCUGUUGUCAAUAAAACAUUUUCCUUCUCACCAUCCACCUGUAAUGCUCAAUAUAGUGCUGCCCACUGCAUUUUUCUUCAGUUUUAUUCUGGCUGAUUUGUGUAUAACUGUAAAUUGAAUCUGAUGCAAUUAUUGUUGCAAUAUACAGUAUGUACGUUUAAUCUUUAUAGGCACAUAAAUUAAUAUAGUUAAUUCAUCACUUCUAUAUUUAUUUUAACACAAGCCCACUUUUUUAAUGUGUUUUCUAAGUCAAUAACACACGUGUGGCUUUAACUCUGUGCCCAUUUCAGCUGCUAUCUAAAAUACUUGCCAAGGUUUUACGUGUUUUAAGUAUACUGUAGUUCAAUGGCAUUAUAUGUGUUUCCAUGUUGAGCUCACAACUGUUAUUUGCAACUUUGUUUUUUUUUUUUUAAUGUUGGCAUUAUUUUGGAGUCUGUUUAAGCUGUCAUUGACGUCCUAAGGUGGGCUCUCAGAUGUUAUCAUAGCGAGAGAUGACUUACUGCUUGCCAUUUAGACAUACCAUGAUUUAUAGGUAGCUUACAAAUAUGUACAUUUUAGGUUAAAAUGUAUGUGAAUGUAUAAGGGAAAAUGUAUAUUUUAGGUGUUUUUUGUAAUUCAGUACUGAAAUAUUGAAUGAUGUCAACUACCCUUAUACUGACCCCUGUGAUUUUAAACAUAUAUGUGUAUAUAAUGAUAUAUAUUUAUUGUUGAGAAUGAUGAAGGGGAAAUUUACUGCACAAGCCUUAGCACCUGUUUAAUAAAAAUCAAACCGCAACUCUAUUAUCUAGAAGUCAGGAUGUUUUUUAGCUAAUGUUUGUAUAUGUAAUGGCAUCUUAUCCAGGGGUGUACAUGUGUUGAGGGGUAUCAAUUUUGGAAAAAUGACACAAAUUUGUCACUUAUUAAGAUAUUAAGAAACUUUUUUUGUGUGUAAUAACCCACUUCCAAGCCGUGAUUUUAACUAUUUUUGUACAUAUUAUUUUGUAAACAGACACAGGAAUGUACUUCGCAGCUGAAACAACAUUACACAUUGUGUGUUUUAUGUAAUAAAAGGAUUUGAGAAGCA